GGCACGCGCCAUUGUGCUAAGCUGGUUGAUGUCGGUUACAUCGUUGCGUGUCUGAUAACUCUUUUGCAAUUUUAGUAAUGCUUAUAAUUGUGUUGAUACAAUACCAGUGUAUAUACCUAGUAUAUUUGCAGUGAGUGAACAUUGUUGAAUUUUAAUAAAAGGAUUAUAUCAUUAAAUAUCAUCAGUACGUAUCGCCGAUAUAAUGGCCGAUGAAGAAACAAUCAUUCUCUUGAAAGCAUGGGGCUUCGAAAAUAGUCUUAUUCAACAUUUUCAAGCACAAGAGAUUAAUAUGACAUUAUUGAAAUGCCUAACACACGAUUUAAUAAAAGAGUUGAUUCCAAAUAUUGGUAUAAGGAUGCGUUUUAUAAUAAAAUGGGAGGAGCAUUUUCGAAUUCCAAAUGAGAAAAAUGAAAAACGAGAGCCUUAUAGUACUGAUACACUAAGCUCUUCAUUCUCCGAGUCAGAAGAAGAAAAUACUGAUCCGAUUGUUUUGAAAAAGCAAAAAUGUUUUGUUGGAAAGGAAAUGUAUAAAAGACUUCAGCGGCCUACUGUUCGUGAAAUAUUGAAAGAAUGUGAGCAAGGUCGUAUGAUAUUGCGAACUUAUUCCCAAACAAAGAUACUUUCAAAACAUUGCCGCAAUAUUCUUGUUGAGUUAAUAGUAUCAUAUUUACUAAAUACUGUUAAGGGCCCAAUCAAUAAACAUGAUUUCCUCGAUCUUGCUCGAGGUAUAGUAGAAAUAUUUCCAUCGGAGGAUAUAAACUUGUACUAUAAACCACCGAUAUCUAAAAAGGAAUCUUAAAAUCAAAAAUCGACAUCUGUACGAGGCAAACUCGUAGAUAAAUACCGAAAUAAGUUACAACAUUGACAAUUGUCGUCCUCAAGUUCAGGAUAUUUUUAGUUAUUCUUUUAUAAAAAUAUUAUGUUUCAUAGACAUGAUCAUUUAAUAUUAUUUUUAUUUCUAUUAUCUCUAUUUUAUAAAAUUAAUUUUAUUAAGAUAAACAAUCUCGAUUGAUCAUGUCCCGGAGACAUAUUUUUUGACUCAUAAUCAUAAACAACAUUCAAAAUUUUUUUAAUCCAUUGAAAAAAUUUUCAUCCAAAAGUUGUAUGGUUUCGACGUGGACAUACGAUGAUAUCAUUGCUUUGGCCAUGAUUGACGUCGUCAAGUUCAGGACAUUAUCAAUUAUUCUUUUAUAAAAAUAUCAUAUUUCAUAUACAUAAU
Molecule: messenger RNA, 1219 nt
Organism: Wasmannia auropunctata (little fire ant)
Lineage: Eukaryota; Metazoa; Arthropoda; Insecta; Hymenoptera; Formicidae
Exons: 4
Coding region: 203-799 (198 amino acids)
Source: RefSeq, a predicted model, not a curated record